AUGCAAAAAGCGCGGAACACCACACAUCCAACACAAGGCUCAUGUGUGGCAUUCAUGCCCAAGAAUACAACACAGAUGGCCAACUCCAACGACCGCCUUUUCACAUCUAGCGAGAUCGAAGCAUACUUGGAAAGAAUUGGAUUGAAUCACGAAGCAAUCAAACCCUUAUCGCAAUCCGAAAAACUACGAACGCUGCAUCUGAACCAUCUCCUUCAUAUACCAUUUGAUACAACCUCAAUUCACCUGCCUGCGAAAUGGUGGUCGAUGACAAAUGCCAAAGAAAAAUUUAUCACGCUCGAUCACAAGAACCAGAAGACAAAUCCAGAGCUGGUUUCUGUCGAAUGUGAUGAUACUUUCAAUAAUAUUAUCAAGGAGCGCCGCGGCGGCUAUUGCUGGAGUUUGAAUAGUUGUUUUGCACGGCUAUUGCUGAGUCUGGGCUAUCAAGUAUCGCAACUACCGGCACGAGUGUUCUACCAUCGGAACCAAGACCCGAAUGUGACCGGCUACGCAUGGACCCCACUGUGUCACGAAUGCUUGAUGGUCGAUACCGAGUCCGGGAAAUUCGUAUGCGACGUUGGAUUUGGAGGUGGCUCGUGCGCUUAUCCGAUCCCCUUUGAAGAAAACCGGGAAGUGGAAACCAUAACACCCGGGGAAAAAUUUAAAAUCGUCAAGGAAAACUGUGUCAACCUGGACACCAGCUCUACGGAUCAAGGCGAUGGGUACACCGUCCACAGGUGGUGCGGUAAAUGGUGGGGUCCAUGUUACCAUUUCUAUCUUUCACCCAUCGUGUUCAAGGAUCUGGCAGCAUUCAACUGGUAUACGACAAGUCACCCUGAAGCCCACUUGAAAACGAGGCUGGUCGUCUCACUUCUUCAAAAAGACGGCUCUCGACGGUCUCUAACGUGUACAAUUGACGAAGACGGCAAACAAAGUGAAACCAGACUACAUACUCGGAAACAUGUCACCGCCGAAGACAGUGAUGUCGUCUAUCUCAAGCCGACCUAUUCCGAACUGUUCAAGACUCUCAAACGUGAGUUUGGCUGGGGACCUAGUGAUCAAGUCUACGCCCAGUAG
Molecule: messenger RNA, 1074 nt
Organism: Puccinia triticina
Lineage: Eukaryota; Fungi; Basidiomycota; Pucciniomycetes; Pucciniales; Pucciniaceae
Exons: 3
Coding region: 1-1074 (357 amino acids)
Molecular function (GO): acetyltransferase activity
Source: RefSeq, a predicted model, not a curated record